This is a messenger RNA of Pipistrellus nathusii (Nathusius's pipistrelle), 768 nucleotides long. The record is from the annotation of a GenBank genome assembly. NCBI's taxonomy places the organism in Eukaryota, Metazoa, Chordata, Mammalia, Chiroptera, Vespertilionidae.
AUGGGACCCCGGGGUCGGCUCCCCAGCACCGCGCUCACCUGCUGCGCCCUCAGGUCCGGCCCGCAGAGCCCGCUGUGCCCGCCGUGCCCGCCCGCGCCGCUCAGCAUGCGCCCCCCGCGCAGCCUCCUCCUGGUAGUCCCUCUGGUCCUCCUCCACCACCUCAGCUGGGCCAGGAACCUCCCCGCCACAGCCCCUGCAGGCCCUGGACCCUUCCCCUGCCUCGGCCUCGCCCAGAACCUGCUGAAGGCGGUCAGCAGCACGCUGCACAAGGCCAGACAAACGUUAGAACUUUACUCCUGCACUUCUGAAGAGAUCGAUCAUGAAGACAUCACAAAAGAUAAAACCAGCACCGUAGAAGCCUGCCUUCCACUGGAAUUAACCAUGAAUGAGAAUUGCCUGGUUUCCAGGGAGGUCCCUCUCAUAACUAAUGGGAGUUGCCUGGCCUCCAGCAAGGCCUCUUCUAUGACGACCCUGUGCCUCAGUAGCAUCUAUGAGGACUUGAAGAUGUACCAGGUGGAGUUCAAGGCCAUCAAUUCAAAGCUUCUGAUGGAUCCUCAGAGGCAGAUCAUUCUGGAUCAAAACAUGUUGGCAGCUAUGGAUGAGCUGAUGCAGGCCCUGAAUCUCGACAGUGCGUCUGUGCCACACACCGGCCCCGUGGAAGAACUGGAUCUUUACAAGACGAAAGUCAAGCUCUGCAUCCUUCUCCACGCGUUCCGCACCCGCGCAGUGACUAUCGACAGGAUGAUGAGCUAUCUGAAUUCUUCCUAA